Messenger RNA from Chelonia mydas (Green sea turtle), 5319 nucleotides. It is a transcript of the gene RGS7BP, whose product is annotated as regulator of G protein signaling 7 binding protein. The coding region runs from base 4395 to 5162 and encodes 255 amino acids. Gene Ontology annotation, biological process: G protein-coupled receptor signaling pathway. Gene Ontology annotation, cellular component: nucleus; neuron projection; postsynapse. The record is from RefSeq and is a predicted model, not a curated record. NCBI's taxonomy places the organism in Eukaryota, Metazoa, Chordata, Testudines, Cheloniidae. The transcript is spliced from 6 exons.
UCAGCAUUUUUAUACAUAGCCAGAAAACAGCACAAUUCAUAUACAUUCUACAAUGGGGACACUUUGAAAAUAUAAGCCAUCAGGUACGAAUGCCUCAUAGAUUGUGGGGAGAUGAAGGUUGUGCCAAAUGUAAGUUAAAAUGUAAAGUCUCGUUUGAUUUUUACCUCCAUUUCAUAUGGUGAAAAUUUCCAUGAGUGAAAUUGUGAGCCUACUGAAGUCAUUGACUUUAAUGGGGCCAGGAUUUCACCCUAUAUACGAAAUAUACAAUAAAAAAAAUGCACUCUUUUUUGGAUUUCCUGUUAUCAUCAUUAUUUUAUUAUGUGUUAUGGCAGCUUCUAGACACUCCAAACAGGACUAGUGUACUUUGUGCUAGGUGAUGUAUGAACUAAGAGUAAAAGACAGUCUCUGUCUCAAAAAGUUAAAAUAGUACUUAAAACAAGAUGCCAAUUAUUGGGUACAACAAAAAAUAGGAAGAAACAAUACAGGGAGAAUGCGAGAAACAGUAAUAAGAACAUGUUUGCAUAGGCCAAAUACAUGCAUACCUCAAUGGUUUUAAACUGGUAAAUAUUUUUUUAAAAUUAUGACAAAUAAGAUAAAUAUCAGAAUCCCUGGCCAUUUAUCUAGCCACUAUCUAGAAUGUCAUUUUGCAUAAAUUCAGUGGUUCAAAUUAAUCCUCGAUGUAGUCCCAAUGACAUCAGUGGGUUUACACUAGGGGUUCAUUUGGUCCAGUAAGUAAAACUCAUUAAUUUCUAAUAGUUAAUUUAUUUACACUGGAUAUACCAGCUCUUCAGACACACAACUCCAAUAGCUGAAACUAAGUUCCUUAGAAAAGAUAAGUACUUUUUUUUCUGCAAGGACAGUGUAGGAUGGUGUACCCAUUGGUGAGUGAAAAAUUAGUCAUCUGUGCUUUGCCGGUGAUACUGAUCCGAUUGAACAUUGCAAGAAGGGCAAAGAUUGCUAGGAAGCAGAGAAGUUAGGUCCAAAGAUAAUGGUGACAUCUUAGCCUGUUUGAAAAAAUGAAGAUAUUCCUACCCAAAUCUGAGGAGGCAUUGGAGUGCACUGAGCCCUUCAAAUUGCCGGAUAGCAUGACUACAAGGGAUGCUAAACAUCACUUAGAGAUCUGAAAUAGAACUGGAUUUGCAAAUGCUGUUCUAGCAACACUGAGCCACAUUUGAAUUAGUAAAGGUAUUACUAUGACAUGUAAAAUGAAAUUACGGCAGUCUCUUGCUAUAUGCAUGUGAGACGUGGAUGCAGAGGAAAUAAGACAUUAAGAGGCUUUCUGCCUUCGAAUUGAAAUGCCACAGGCAAUUGCUGUGCUUUUGCUAUACCUUGCAUGCAAAAAAUGAAGCGGUAACUACACAAAUUUACAACAUAACCAAGUUGAUACCUGAUAUCAUCGAGAUGACAAGAGGAAGAAAACUUGAGCUCGUGGGACAAGUGAGUCAGAUGAGCAGAGGAAGAUUGACAAAGCAAGUUUUGCAGGGUCUGGUGCUGGGGCAUGGGUGAUUAGAUGAUGGGGCUGACUGGACAGGAUGUGGUAUGCUGCACUUCUCAAAGCUGCAUGAAGACUGUAAAUUGUGUAGGAAGGCUGCUGGCCAGUGACUCCCAGGUGGUGUGUUUACUGUUCAUUGUGAUGUGACUAAAUGGUGCUUUGUAUUAUGAAAGUAUAAUAAACAAAUAAACAAUGACAGUGUGAGGAAAAAUUGCCUUCAUAUCUUUGUUGUCUAGAGAAGAAGUGUAGUCCCCUGGCUAAAGGCACAGAAGCCUGGACAUUUAUGUUCUUUCUGGCUCUGCCCAAUGAAUCAAUGUGUGAUCUUGAGCGAAUCACUCACGUCUUUCCAGGCUUCACUCUUCCCAUCUGUAAAAUGGUGAUAAGGAUACUUGCCCACUUCUUCCUUAAAGCACUGAGAUAUACCGAUGAAAAGCACUAAGUAAGUACCAAGUAUUAUUACUACUACUACUACACAGGGGUUGAGCUAUGGUACUUAAACUCCUUUGAAACAUAAAUUCAUAGGCCUGCAACACUGACUCAGCCCUGUAGCCUCAGCAGUAGUAUAUUAUGCAGUUUAUUGUGAAAAGGAAAAUGGGCUGUCUUUCAAAUGGCACUUAUAAAUAGAGAUCCUCUCUGCUCUGUCUGGCUGUUGAAUGGCACUUCUUGUAAAAAAUAAAUAAAUUAAAUAAAGGUAAGGUUUUGGCCCAGUGUCCUUGGCCUGUGGUUCGCUGCUGCCCUCCAUCUUAGACUGUAUCUACUUUAGAGUUUUUUUUUCCCCCUACAAUUUUUCCACCAUGGCUGCAACCAGGGCAAGUCCACUAGUGAUAGUAACAUUGGUAGUGUGCCAAAAUAGACCAGCCACCAGCAUUAUAAUCACAAUGUCGUUAAACACUGCUCAGAGCAGUGGUUACAACAGUGGGGGCCACUGAUAACCAGUCUAUCCUAACACUUCCACUGUUGCUCUCCCUGGCAGGAGCACUGGAGGGAAGUUUUAAGAAAACAAUUUGAAUGUAGACAAGCCUAUAAAGGUGUCUGCAUUCCAUUCUGUGUAUCCUGCAAACAGGUCUGCAGUCUUGUCCCUUAGACUAGUGCUUGAAUCUCCACUUGCAUCUUCAGAGGCAGGAUUGGGCUCCGAGUUUGUAACGUGCAUCUUUGUUGGUCUUAAAGAUGUAAAAUAUCCCACAUUGUACAAUGAAAAAUUCUACUUUUCAUACUGUAGAGAAAGUUAUCGUGCAAUACCUCAAGUGAGGCAAAUUCAGAAGUGACCAUUACUGCAUUACUACUAACAGGGAUGGCGUGGCACAGGUUUGUAGUCAGGCCUGGCACCUGAGGUAUUGGUUUAGAGCAGUAGCCUGCAUCGGGGUGGCUGGCUGAUUAGUUUUGGAGGAAUGUGGCUGAUGAUUUGAGCCAAUCUUACCACAGCAUAGCAGCCUUCUCCUUCUGAGAAGGAAAGUGCAUUCGCUCCCUGGGGUGUUUCAUGCUUCACCCCAUUGUGCAGGAAUAUUAUGGGAUUCAAGGAGUAGAGAGGAAAUGAGAAGCAAUGUUUAUAUAAUGCUUUCUACCCUCCAGGAAGAAGGUCUGUUGUGACUGUUGUUUGACGGUUGAUCUUUUCUAUACUGAAUCUUUGUGUUGUGCACUGCAGAAUCUCCCCUCCCUAACCUCAGCUAAGAGCAUUUUCUCUAAUGUGCAAAAUUCCAUAACAAGAAUAUUUGUUUUUGUAUUCCAGGGGCCCAUUUUUGAUCAAGGAACCAAUGACUGUUUAAAAAGACAAGCCUUUCCUCUAAAUAAGUGACGAGAUUGUUGAUUAGCCCAGGAGCUUUGCAAAAAAUCAGAUGUGGCAGUGUGCUAAUUAUGGUAAAGGACAGUUUUUAUAGUACUGUCACUGCCAUCGGUUAGAUCCAACUGAUUGUACUUACACAAAAAGUUAUCCCUUUCCCUUUGAUAUAACUGUAGUAAGAUUGCUCACGGUGCAAAUCGCUCAGCGUUGGUAAGCUGUGACUCUUACAAGCUUAGGGGAGUAGCUAUUAGAGCUCUCAAAUUUUUGCCGCUGACCUGGACACCUACACAAUCCAUGUCAUAAACACUUGGCUUGAAAUAGGGGCAGGGGGUAAGGGGUUUCACUCUGACACGUCUGCUCUCUAAUACUAGAGCCGAUGAAGUAAUACGGCAUUGCAAGCGAUGCUCUUGGCGGAUGGGAUUGGGUUAAUGUAUAUAUACACUGUAGGGGGAGUUGCACGCAUGGAUCGCAUUAGUAUUCCCGCCCUAUCAAUGUGCCAUGUUGCUCACCACGUCAGUCUGCCCGAUUCCCUACGUCUAACCAGUCCCACCAAAGGGUUCAGAUGGGAUCUUCAGCCAGGCGAGCCCUUGGAGACCGGAGCCAGGCGAACGCUUAGAGGGCGCCGGUCCGCACACACGCGGCCCUUCUCUCCCGCAGGGCCGGGGCGGGGGGAUGAAGAAGCUGGCGCCGCUCUGGGAAGACACCAGGAGAGGCCGCCCCGGCAGCAGCCGCGCGGGUUUGGAAGGCUGAAUUCCCUCCUGAAUGGCAGCUGCCAGCUGCCAGCCCCGGCUGCAUCUGCCCGACCUGCAAAUCGAUGCCGACGGGAGGAGGGCUCAGCGCGCCAGCACGGGGCUGACAUGCUGCUGAGCCGGAGAAGUUGACGAGCCCGCUCCCCUUCCUGGCUGGAGUGGGAAGGAUGCUGCCGGGCCCCGCGCUCCUGCACGCUGAAGGUGACCAGCCGCCGCUGCCGCAUUUCAGUCUGUGACGGGAGAAGUGUGGGGAGAGGAAAGUGACUCUGGAUCCCUCCUCGGACUCAUCGUCGCCGAGCCGCUGCCGGUGGGGGGAGAAAUUUGCCCGCUCCUGCUGGGAUCAGUGCAGCUGCUUUUGCUUGGUGGAUGCGUGUGCAUGAGUUCUGCACCGAAUGGGCGCAAGAAGCGCCCCAGGACCGCCGGCUCUAUCUUCCAGAUCAGCAAACCCCCCCUGCCCGGCGGGGACGGGGAACGCCGGGGCAGCGGCUCUGAGAGCUCCUACAAAACCCAGAGAGCCCUGGAGGACUGCAAGAUGCUUGUUCAGGAGUUCAAUACCCUGGUGGCUCUAUACCGGGAGUUAGUCAUUUCCAUUGGGGACGUCUCCGUCAGUUGUCCGUCUCUAAAUGCUGAAAUGCAAAAGACUAGAACCAAAGGAUGUGAGAUGGCCUAUCAGGCGCACCAAAAACUAGCAGCAAUCUCUGGCCCAGAAGAUGGAGAGAUUCAUCCUGAAAUCUGUAGACUAUACAUUCAGUUGCAAUGUUGCUUAGAAAUGUACACAACAGAGAUGCUCAAGUCCAUAUGUCUCCUAGGAUCCCUCCAGUUUCAUCGGAAAGGAAAAGAGCCUUGUGCAACACCCAGGAUCCUAGACAAUAAAAUGGAGGAGAGUUCAGAAGUACCUAUUUUAGAAGACACAUCAUCUUCACCAAUAGAUAUUCAACAGCAUUCAUGGCAGGUUUCCACCGAUAUUGAAAACACUGAAAGAGACAUGAGAGAAAUGAAAAAUCUUUUAAGCAAACUCAGGGAGACUAUGCCUUUACCAUUGAAAAAUCAAGAUGAUAGCAGCCUCCUAAACCUGACUCCUUAUCCAUUAGUGAGAAGACGGAAGCGAAGAUUCUUUGGACUAUGCUGCCUUGUCUCAAGCUAAAAAAUUCAGUACAGAAACUCCAAGAAAACCAUAACUUUCAUGAAACCAAUAUUAUUUGACCUUUGAAAGGAUAAACCUUACUGCUCUUGAUUAUAAAGUGUUUUCUACACUGCCCUAUUCCUUCUCCCCCCGCCCUUUUCAAAAAGGAGUUUUACAG